This is a messenger RNA of Schistocerca serialis cubense, 756 nucleotides long. It is a transcript of the gene RpS11, whose product is annotated as 40S ribosomal protein S11. Bases 131 to 715 code for a protein of 194 amino acids. Gene Ontology annotation, biological process: translation. The record is from RefSeq and is a predicted model, not a curated record. The transcript has 5 exons. NCBI's taxonomy places the organism in Eukaryota, Metazoa, Arthropoda, Insecta, Orthoptera, Acrididae. Gene Ontology annotation, cellular component: cytosolic small ribosomal subunit; ribosome. Gene Ontology annotation, molecular function: structural constituent of ribosome.
UUUUCACAAGGAUAGAAACUUUGAUUUAUAUCUGCCGCUGCAUAAUGAGUUUCUUUGGUUUUUAGUUCUUUGGUGGAAGUGGUUGGUUGCGUCGGGAGUGAACAAAGUUUUCUUCCUUUCUUCAACGAAUAUGGCGGAUCAAAGUGAGCGCUCGUUUCAAAAACAGCCAACAAUAUUUCUUAACCGUAAAAAAGGCUUAGGUGCCAAGAAACGGAAGUCUCUCCGUUACACUCGUAACAUUGGUUUGGGUUUUAAAACACCAAGAGAGACAGAGAAGGCAUUCCAAAAGCAGCCGCACCUCAACCUUAACCGGAAAACUGGGUCAAAGAAGAAAGUUCUUAGGCGCCAUCGUAAUAUUGGUCUUGGUUUCAAGACCCCGCGAGAGGCAAUUGAGGGUACGUACAUAGACAAGAAGUGCCCAUUUACUGGAAAUGUGUCCAUCAGAGGGCGUAUUUUAACUGGUGUUGUGCAGAAGAUGAAAAUGCAACGUACUAUUGUUAUCAGGCGGGACUACCUGCACUACAUUCGUAAAUAUAAUAGGUUUGAGAAACGCCACAGGAAUAUGUCUGUCCACUUAUCACCUUGCUUCAGGGAUGUGGAGAUUGGCGAUGUGGUAACUGUUGGUGAAUGCAGACCUCUUAGUAAAACUGUUCGCUUCAAUGUUCUAAAAGUGUCGAAAGGAACAAGUGCAAAGAAGAGUUUCAAGAAAUUCUAACUGUAUGGAUUCCAAUCAAAAUAAAAACAUAUAAAUUAGGA